This is a messenger RNA of Patiria miniata (bat star), 1879 nucleotides long. RefSeq lists its product as uncharacterized. The transcript has 2 exons. NCBI's taxonomy places the organism in Eukaryota, Metazoa, Echinodermata, Asteroidea, Valvatida, Asterinidae. The record is from RefSeq and is a predicted model, not a curated record. The coding region runs from base 935 to 1525 and encodes 196 amino acids.
GUUGAAGAAAGGGGAAAAAAACAGUCUGAAAGACGGAUUUAAAAUCAUUUGAUUUUGAAAUAUCUUGUCCUUUGCCCUGUGAAGGCGUUGAGCAUUGUUACGCCUCCGUCUUUGGGGUGAACAAAAAAAAGGUUGUGAUCCCUGAGCCAGGUACAGGGUUCGACGAGUCAUGUGAUUCUGUUUUGUUUGACAAGGAUUAAUCGAGCAAUCAGGCGUGGACAUUGUACAGUGCCUAUUGUCAAAGCUAUUUCCGUAUUUUCUGCAGACCGAAGGCAAAAUGCAUUGUAUCACGUCCAAGCGGUGUUGAAUGUUUAUAAAUUCUCGUGGUUGAAACGUCGUCGCAAGCAACAAGGUUGAAGGUGUGAGUGGCUUGCAUUCGCUCCGUCAGGGCCUGUUGGUUCUCCCUGAAAAGAAAAAUGUGACGGUUGUUUUGCUUGCGGACUGUCGUCGGGUGCUUGCAUUGUUUAAGUUGUGUGCUGGAGUUCCGCUGAGCAGGUGAUGUGGCAGGUGUCAGACGCUACAAGCAUCAAGCUGACCGUCUGCAUUUUUUUGUCCUCUCUUUGUCGUGUUUGGAGUGAAAACAAGUUUGAUAUAUUUGAGAGGUUGCAUGUUUAUUUGUGCAUGUUUUGCGUAGUUCCCAACAUAGAGUUGAGUUUCGUCCAGGGUUUGUCAUGUUUGCAUACAAAGGAUGCAGGACACGUCUACACAUGAAACAACCAUUCUGAAAUUAGGUUCUGUUGAAGUCUAGUCAGUAGUAACCAUCAAAUGUUGUCUGAGGAUAUUUUUGUGUAAAAUAUAAAAAAUCAUUGUGUACUUAGUUAGUGUUACACUAAAGGCAACUCGGCAUAUUGCGGAAUAUGGGACUUGCUCUACACAGAGCAAGCUCAUAAUAACUGACUUGGAUACCACGCCGUAGCUUUAAGUUGCCAUUGCCAUGGCAACAGAGAGGAGCAACAAUAACACGGCGGCCUCCGGAUCGUGGCUGCGGAAUGUAGUCUGCCCCCCUUCGGGUUGUUGCUGUCUGUGCUCAUUCCUGCCAUGCAGGAGGCAAGACACCAGACCUACCGAUACCAGUUGGUUUCAAGUGGAAGACGGACAGCUGCAGAGCAACGCCGAACAGAAACACAAGAAACGGCGGCGACGGAAAAAGAAAAAGCGGCCGAGAGAUUUCUCCGCCAACGCGGGCGAGAGAUACGACACGAACACUAGUAUUAACCGGCUGACGGCUGUGACAAGCAAUACGUCCGAAUCGGAUGCUAGCCACAUGCGAACCGAAAAGCCUCUUGAGCACGCAACACGAGUCUCAGAUCUGUUGAAGCAUCUACUUCGCGAGGCAGAGAACAUCUCGUCUCAGAGCAGCGCAGCGCCCUCUUCUGACGAGACGACACCACCGCUGUUACGCAGCGACGAUCACGACCGAUACCAGCCACAGGUCCUCAUGGAGAUUACCAGCAGCACGCAGACAGAAGGAGAGCUUGAGAGGUCUGUGAGAUACACAGCGGGUAAAUCUGAGAUGAAGGUGUGAUAUAUUUUUAGAGAGUGCAACUAUUUCAACGAAGGUCCAAGACUUGUGUGCAGAGGUGCUUACGUUUCUACAGUGGUCCCCCUUUCUUGUCAUCAGUGUGUGACUUUGAUUUAUCAGAAUUUGUGAAGUUUUACGUAUUCUUGGUGUACUUUUUCACUGUAUUCUGUUAAAAUUUUAGAAGUAUUUUGUGUGCUUGCGUGUAAAAAUUUCGUAAUCUCUGUUUUCACUUUUCAAACGACUUCUGAGCAGCUUUAUAAUGGGGCAAUUCUAGCGUUAUGUAAUCUCCAUGACAGAGCUUUUUAGAGUUCCGUGAAUAAACCUGCAAAAUAUAUUUUUCAAAUCUUAUGCAUGCAU